AUGUAUGUAACCUUAUUAUUUUCUCCCCUUUGUUCCACUGACUUGCUCCGCGCCGGGACGGGACGGGAUGGGACGCGCCUCCCGCCUCGUUGCUUGUCCUUGCUGCGGCUGCGGCCGUGCCGGGAUGGGCCGCGCCAGGCCGCGCCGGGCUGCGUCGGGCCGCGCCACCCGCCUCGCUUGUCCUUGCCGCGGCUGCGGCUGCGCCGGGAUGGGCAGCGCCAGGCCGCGCCGCGCCGCGACGGGCUGCGACGGGCCGCGCCGCCCGCCUCGUUGCUUGUCCUUGCCGCUGCGGCCGCUUGUGUGUUCUUGGCGGCGGCGGGCCAGUCCGGUGGUGACAGCGGCGGCGGCGCCACAAGUGGCGGCAUUUGCCGCAGAUUGCCCUCACCUCGCCGCCUCCGCCCGCCUCUGCCUCGCUUGCUUGCCUUGCCAGGGCAGGGCCUGUUGUUUGAUUCUAAAGAUGGCCGCCGCUGCACCCGAAAAAAACGCUGCAGACAAGAAAGGUUCUCCCAGUGCCAAGUCCAAGCACCUUUCGUUGUACCACAUGGAGACAGAGAUGGGGAGGAGGUUGGAGAUGUUCCCUUGAACAGGAUGAAGGGAGGGGCAUUGGCUGCGAAUGCUUCCUCCCCUGAAGCGCUAGGAAUGGCUGUCCUCACUUGGUUUCAGGCCCAGGGGAAGCGUAUAUUUAUAUUUCUUUUUCCUUUCUCAGGUGCUUCAAGCGCUGUGUACAAACGAUGGAUUCCAAACACCAAUUUUGAAAACACUUCCAACUGGGAUCAUGGCCGAGUUCCUUGCGCCACCGAUGUCAUCCUUUUUGGGAGCAAUAAGGUUGUGUCAGUCUUUGUCCAGUCAUCCCACUCCUUAACAGACAUGUUCAUCCCUCUGAAUGGAGAAUUCAUUAUGGCCCCCGGUGCUGGGUUUGCAGCUUUCGAAGGCAGCUACAAUCCAGGAUGUGAGACAGCCUCCAAAGUCACAUUUACCAGUGCAGAUAAUUACCAGUGGUAUGACCCCACAUUGUGGCAGGCAGCAACCUCCUGGGACAACCUAGAUCAGGGCAAGUCGAUCUUCACCGUGGAUGAAGAACGUGUCCCAUGCCAAUACGACGAUGUUAUCUUUCGGCCCGAAACGUCCUUCCGAGUGAACAUCGAGUCACCUGAGCAGAUGAUACAGCUUCGGAGCAUUUCUAUAACGGGGCAGAAGUUCACCAGUGACAGCGCCCUGGCAGAAUACAUGCAGAGCUCGUCUGCAAAGCUACAGUUCCAUGGGCAGGGGACAUUCCAGUUGUUGAACACCAGGUGUCCAGACAAAUCUGGCUGUGAAUGUGGAAAUGCUGCGGUCCGUGACAGAAUCUGUGCUGCCUUGCUCCAGAAUUCCGGGAAUCAAUGCCCAGCAGCUGUGUGCAAGGACCCACUGAAACCCAUCGGUCAUUGCUGUGAAAUAUGUGGAGCCACCAUCUCCUUGAAAUACUCUGAUGGUUUUGACAUUGAGCUGUACCGGGACAGAAUACUCCACACUUUUCUGAGUCUGCCCAAGAAUGCAGGUGUUCAAGUGGCCAUAUCAAAGGUGCACGAACCACAGACUUUCCUGGGAAUCGUACCGCGCAGCUCCAUCUCAUUCAUCCAGAUUGUGCUAGUUGACAACAGGACCGGGUCACAGAUUGGGACUCGCGCCGAACAGCUGGCUAAAGACAUCAUGAGGGACAUAGCCGAGCACGGAGAAUCCUUCAGCAUUGUGGCGGGCAUUUUGCAAGCGGCCACCGGCAGUAACUGGAGCACUCAAGGAGCAGGCAGCCCUGCGGGUAGCGUGAUUGCUGUGACGGUUGUCAGUCUCCUCCUUAUCCUAUUGCUGUUGGGAAUUGGCCUGCUGCUUUACAGGAAAGGGACAUUAAGAUCUCUCCCAUCUGUGCAUUUUACCUCCUUGUGGAACCGAAAAAGGGAUGUGGAACCUGCGGGAGAAACAAGCGAAAAAGGGUUUGAUAACCCCAUAUUCGAUACACCAUCCAAUCCAGUGGCUUUUGCCGGUGUGUGUUCUGUGGAAGAGGCGCUGGAGGAGAUGGCAAGCAAAAAUAGCCAGCUUUAUUACAUUAAUCCUUUGUAUGAUGAAACAGAACUUAGUGCUUAA
Elgaria multicarinata webbii is the source of this 2118-nucleotide messenger RNA. It is a transcript of the gene AMN, whose product is annotated as amnion associated transmembrane protein. The record is from RefSeq and is a predicted model, not a curated record. The coding region runs from base 1 to 2118 and encodes 705 amino acids. Gene Ontology annotation, cellular component: endocytic vesicle; apical plasma membrane. Lineage: Eukaryota; Metazoa; Chordata; Lepidosauria; Squamata; Anguidae. The transcript has 14 exons. Gene Ontology annotation, biological process: intracellular protein localization; receptor-mediated endocytosis.